Phytophthora sojae is the source of this 345-nucleotide messenger RNA. RefSeq lists its product as hypothetical. The record is from RefSeq and is a predicted model, not a curated record. NCBI's taxonomy places the organism in Eukaryota, Oomycota, Peronosporomycetes, Peronosporales, Peronosporaceae. The annotation marks the transcript as partial. The transcript has a single exon.
CUCGCUGCUCUUCCGGAGUUGAAGGACGUCAGUCCAAACGCGGACCUCUCAACGGCUAACGUGGGAGAACCAGGCGUUACGACUCCAGAAAUGGACGCUCAAGUGCGGACAAUUCUGGAAAGACAUCACGCCAGUUUUCUCGGGGAUGGGAAUGCGGUACCGGCCCCCGCCCGUGGAGUUAUCUGUGACCUGGAUGUUGGGGACGCGAAGCCCAUCGCUCAGAGGUCUCGGCAGGUUCCGACGCACUUGCUCGACAAGGUGUUUGCUCUGAUCAAGAAGUUGCUGGAGACUGGGCUCAUCGAGUAUUCGCACUCAGACUGGGCUUGGCCAAUUGUGAUUGUGAUG